Molecule: messenger RNA, 1602 nt
Organism: Penicillium cinerascens
Lineage: Eukaryota; Fungi; Ascomycota; Eurotiomycetes; Eurotiales; Aspergillaceae
Exons: 5
Coding region: 1-1602 (533 amino acids)
Source: RefSeq, a predicted model, not a curated record
AUGCGUGGUCCUUCUUUUGUGGUCUUCCCCAAGAUGUCGUGCAUGGAAGAAACCAGCAAUGCCUCAAGAUCUUGUACACCGCUACCUUCCGAAUGGAAACCGACUCAGUGGGAUAUAUCCGAGGCCAACCAAGUACCCGAUCGCGAGAAUAUCCAGUGCUUCAAAGUAGCACUAUUGCAAAGUCAGGAUGCGCAGGACUGCAAACCCCUGCUUCCAGCUACGGAUGAUCCAUUACCGGGGAUUGGCUAUUUGCAAAGCAGGCAGGACAUGCCAACUGGCCAGGCCACUUAUCCCCUGUCUCUUUUGUCCGAUCUGGUCAAUGCUAGUGGCUGGGACGACGUAUUAGAACGUUUGAAAUGUUCCUUUUCUGAGACAUUCAAGCGUCAUGUGUAUCUCAACGAGCUUGAUCUCUUCAGCUUUUCUCGCAAGGGUAUACGGCACCCCACGCCUCUCGUAUACGCACAAGCGUGCAUGUCUUCCCUCGUGUCAAGGAACGCAAGUUCUUUCAUACAUGACGAUUAUUCAAGCUCACCGCUCGCUGAGUCGGUAAACCUGUUCGUACUUGGUGUUAAACUUUGGAUUGUAACGGUGGAAAUGGACAACCGCGAGUCACGCAAUGAUGAAAUGCUUUUAGCGAGUUCCUUGCUCGCAACUUACGGUCUUCUGAGCGCAAAUCCAACAAUAUGGGAUGCAUCGCGCGCCUUGUUAGCAUAUGGAACAACGAUCCUGAAGCGGUUGCAAAUGAGCCCAAAACUCGGAUCAUGUCUUAGUAGCCCAAGGAGCCUUCAUAUCAGCUACACAUUUAUGGUCGACGUCCUUUCUGCCGCCCACUUCCAAACUUUACCCAGUCUGUCAACAACAGAGCUUUUUCUAGAACUUCCUUCCUCGGGAUACCAGUUUCAGCAGGUCUAUCGGCAACUGCUCAACAGCUAUGAACCACUGCCGAGCAACAUCCAUAGUCGAGAGGAUAUUUUACUCCUACUUGUCGCUUUGCUGUGCGACAUUAUUUAUAUCCAGCGCAAUGAUUUAGCUCACCGGAUGCGCUCAAAGGAUCCGCCUAUCAACCCGUUCACCCCUCUUUCUCGUUCCAGAGAGAGGGAGAGGCAACAAAAGUUGUUGUCGGGCGCACUUGACUGCUGGCAUCGACAUUUCGGGGAUAACGCCGACCAGAACAUUCUGGCACUCUUCUUUUUCUGCAAACUUGUGCUCUCUUGCCCCAUCCUCCCGCUUUUGUCCUGCAUAGCUGGAUACGCAGUCUUCCCGGGCAGUGGGCUACCAUCACAGGACAUGGUGCUAGCGUCUGGUUCUGAUCAAGUUUCUGUAUCAGGCGAUCCCGUGAAUUAUGCUUGGAAGGUUCUGGACCAUGUUGAUGUUUCUCAGAGAUCGUUGGACAGUCAGCUCCCUAUCUGGCUACCAAUUACUCUUUUUUCAUCCGCGCUCGUCGUUUGGCAGAACUUACGGGCACACUCUUCAUCUAGCAGGCAGUACGGGAGUCUUAAGGUUCUGAGGACGUUUAUCCAUGAGUUGAACCAACUCCCGUGGGGUUGUUGCCAGGUGAUGUCCUCUGUUCUACAGCGACUAAGUGUGGAAGCCUCCACCUGA